Messenger RNA from Pyrenophora tritici-repentis Pt-1C-BFP, 2670 nucleotides. The record is from RefSeq and is a predicted model, not a curated record. NCBI's taxonomy places the organism in Eukaryota, Fungi, Ascomycota, Dothideomycetes, Pleosporales, Pleosporaceae.
AUGUCUCAGCGAUCCCAGCCUGCGUCCGCAUCGUACGACUACUACGGCUAUAGUAAUACACAGACAUCCCGUCCAGGAACUCGCAGAAACACUGCGAGACCAUCGACUGCACGGCCAAGGACUGGCGCUUCUACAAUCGCAAGGGUCGAUGCUCAACACGUCGUCUGUGCCAUUGCCGAAUCUCGUGGCAUCUCCCCCACCGUCGGCUUGGCCUUUGUAAACCUCGAUACAGCAGAAGCAGUACUCUGUCAAAUCUGCGACAGCCAGACUUUCGUUCGAACAGUCCACAAACUCAAGGUCUACGGGCCUUCAGAGAUCCUAAUCGUGUCCACUGCAGCAAGUCCAAAGUCAAAGCUCUUCUCCAUCAUAGAGGAGAACAUUGACGACAUUGGCAGUAAGCUAACCCUGCUUGAUCGGCGCUAUUGGGCCGAAUCGACAGGAUAUGACUACAUUCACUCGCUAGCCUUCAGGGAAGAUGUCGAAGCUAUCAACAUUUCUGUCAUGGGUAACUACUAUGCUGUCUGCUGUAUUGCUGCGGCGCUCAAGUACAUCGAUUUGGGCCUAGGUAUGGUUUUCACGAUGCACUCACUCAGGAUAAGGUAUGAGCCUUCCGAAGGAUCGAUGAUGAUCGACGUCUCCACAAUCUAUUCACUUGAACUGGUCCAAAAUCUUCGUGACCCAAAAUCCAGGGACUGUCUCUUUGGCCUCCUUAACGAGACCCUGACACCUAUGGGUGCACGACUUCUGCGGAACAAUGUCCUACAACCACUCACUGACCCAGAAAUGCUCAACACCCGGUAUGCUGCCGUAGACGACAUGACUAAGAAGGAAGAGUUGUUCUUUGCAACUCGGGCAGCAUUGAAGAACUUCCUCGACGCUGAUCGGAUACUGACUGCACUCAUUGUCACACCAAACAAGGUUACUCUGCAAACGACAGAGCAGGCUAUCAAUCAAGUCAUCAUGCUAAAGCAAUUUGUUCAUUCUGUGAAUCCCAUAUUCGAGGCUCUCACUGGGACCUCAGCCACUAUGCUGAACAACGUCCGCGAACUAUGUGCUCCGGAAAAUGUGGCACCCGUACAGGAACUCAUCGAUAUCGUGAUCAACGAGGACACGAUAUACGCCAGACAACCUCUGGAAUUGAGGAAUCAGCGUAUAUAUGCUGUCAAAUCCGGUGUUAACGGUCUACUCGAUGUGGCUCGUACUACUUACAAAGAAGCUACCGAGGAUGCAUACCAGCACUCAACCGAACUUAGUCACGAAUAUGACAUCAGACUUGAUCUCAAGUUUGAAAACGCUCGUCAGUUUUAUAUCAAGAUUGCCACAUCCGAACUUGAAGACAAGGUUUUGCCACCGAUAUUUACCAACGUGAUCCGUCGCAAGAACUACAUCGAGUGCCAGACUCUGGAGUUGAUGAAGCGUAACCAGAAGGCAUGCGACCAAGCUGUAGAGACUCUCAUAGAUGGAGUCCGAAGCCACAUGUCUGUCAUGUUCAAGAUCUGCGAAGCUAUAGCGAUGCUUGACAUGAUUGGUGCGUUCGCACAGCUGGUCACCGUCAACAAUUACACUCAGCCACAGCUUACCGACACGUUGGCAAUUGACGCUGGACGACACCCAAUCAAGGAAAAGAUCAUGCAGACUAAAUUUGUCCCCAAUGAUGUUUAUGCCACGCAGCAGACUCGAUUCCAGAUCAUCACUGGCUGUAAUAUGAGUGGAAAGAGUACCUAUGUUCGCUCCGUAGCUUUGAUGACUAUCAUGGCUCAGAUAGGCUCCUAUGUCCCCGCCAACUACGCUUCAUUUCCCAUCCUACACCAGUUAUUUGCUAGACUGGGGAUGGAUGACAAUAUCGAAACCAAUGUGUCUACUUUUUCAGCUGAGAUGCGAGAUAUCGCUUUCAUCCUGCGCAAUGUUGACCGGCACAGCUUAGUCAUAAUCGACGAACUGGGUCGUGGUACAAGCACCAGAGAUGGCUUGGCUAUCGCUUUGGCUAUUGCUGAAGCCCUUGUCUCGAGUCGAGCUCUUGUGUGGUUUGCAACUCAUUUUAAGGACCUUGCGACCAUCAUGGGCGAGCGUGCUGGAGUCCAGAACCUGCAUCUGGCAGUUCAGAUUGAUGACGAGCACAGCAUGACUAUGCUUUACAGAGCAACUCAAGGUGUCGUCAGAGAGGUACACUACGGACUCACACUUGCCCGAGUUGUGCCGCUUCCUCCCGGGGUCAUAGAGCAUGCUACGCGAGUUGCACAAAAGGUCGAGCGUCACAUGCUUCAAAGGGAGAAAGCAUCUGAAACAAUACUUCGGGAGAAACGGCGCAAACUCAUUCUGAAUCUCAAGGAGCAUCUCGUCCAAGCACAUAAUGGCGUGCUAGAGGGAGAAGUGCUCACCGCAUGGCUCAAGGAAUUGCAGAAUGAAUUUGUGAACCGUAUGACUGCCCUUGAGGCCGAAGCUGCAAAUACAGACUAUGGGAGCGAAGCCGAGGAUCAGAGCCAGGACGAGAGCGAAAGUAUGAGGGAUAUAUAUGAAUCCGGCGAAGAGGAGCGACCCAGUACCCAUGCCAGUCAACCCUCAAUCACGACGGCGGAAUCACGCAUUCCCUCUUCGGACUUCGAGUCUACGACCAGGGCCCUGUCUGAGGCCUCAACCAUACGGGCAGUCUCAGAAAACGAGCGAUGGUAG